Phacochoerus africanus (Common warthog) is the source of this 1081-nucleotide messenger RNA. It is a transcript of the gene BCAS2, whose product is annotated as BCAS2 pre-mRNA processing factor. The record is from RefSeq and is a predicted model, not a curated record. Gene Ontology annotation, biological process: mRNA processing. Gene Ontology annotation, cellular component: precatalytic spliceosome; Prp19 complex; catalytic step 2 spliceosome. The transcript is spliced from 8 exons. The coding region runs from base 116 to 910 and encodes 264 amino acids. Lineage: Eukaryota; Metazoa; Chordata; Mammalia; Artiodactyla; Suidae.
GACGUGAUUACGUAGGUGUCGGACGUCGGCAACGAGAUUAUGUUAAUAUCGGGCUCAGGCCUAUUUAAGCGAGCCUGAGCCCGCGCAGACUCAGAGAAGUCAGGCGAGCCCAAGAAUGGCGGGCACCGGUUUGGUGGCUGGAGAGGUUGUUGUGGACGCGCUGCCGUAUUUUGACCAGGGUUAUGAAGCGCCUGGUGUGCGGGAAGCGGCCGCGGCGUUGGUAGAGGAGGAAACUCGCAGGUACCGACCUACCAAGAACUACUUGAGCUACCUGACAGCCCCAGAUUAUUCCGCUUUUGAAGCUCCUUUACAUAUGAAGUAUGUGUGUGCCUGUGCAUUUCUCCAGACUUUAGAAAGCAUUGAACCCAGAGAAGACUUGGGAGAAGGGAAGUGCUCCGCUAUAGUGGACAGUCAUAAAACUGACAUAAUGAGAAAUGAAUUUGAAAGACUGGCUGCUCGACAACCAAUUGAAUUGCUCAGUAUGAAACGAUAUGAACUUCCGGCCCCUUCCUCAGGUCAGAAAAAUGACAUUACUGCAUGGCAAGAAUGUGUAAACAAUUCUAUGGCUCAGUUGGAGCAUCAGGCAGUUCGAAUUGAGAAUCUGGAACUAAUGUCACAGCAUGGAUGCAAUGCCUGGAAAGUAUAUAAUGAAAAUCUAGUUCAUAUGAUUGAACAUGCACAGAAAGAACUCCAGAAAUUAAGAAAACAUAUUCAAGAUUUAAAUUGGCAGCGAAAGAACAUGCAGCUCACAGCUGGAUCUAAAUUAAGAGAAAUGGAGUCAACUUGGGUAUCCCUGGUCAGUAAGAAUUACGAGAUUGAAAGGACUAUUGUACAAUUAGAAAAUGAACUCUUUCAAAUGAAGCAGCAACAUGGAGAGGCAAACAAAGAAAACAUACGGCAAGACUUCUGAAAAAGAUUAAUUUGGCGGGUAGGAAGGAAGGCUUUCACAGAAGAUCAGGCAUCUGAGCUAUGAGGAACAAUAACAUCCUAUGAAAAUCAUCCAGGUUAAAUGUGGAAACCAUAUAAUGUGGACUGUUAUAUGUUAUUUGUACAUUUAAGCAAAAUAAAAAAUUUCAAAAUG